AUGAAGCUCGGCUCUUUGUGUGGAGCGGCGGACUCGGUAGCUCCCCAGCCAUUGUCCUUCCAGCGUCAAGCGUCAGCCUGCCUAGGCGCCCUGCGCAGCUGCCCUGCGCACGGCGUCAAGGCAGUUUGCGGAAAACGCAAUAAGAUGGAGGACAUGUAUGCGGUGCAGCCGAACUUCUGUGACAUUCCGCUCGCCAGCGACACACUGCACUUCUUCGGCGUGUAUGACGGCCACGGGGGUUGCCAGGCCGCGGAGCACUGCGCGAAGCGUCUACACCAUCAUUUGUCCAGGUCCAUUGCCACAGCGUGCGGAUACUCGAUUGCGGACGGUAACCAGCUAAUGCAGGCGCCAGAGGCAGAUGGCAGCCAGGUAGACUGGUCGAUUAGCAGUUCGUUGAUGCAAUCUGCCUUUGUUAAGACGGACGCGGAGUUUGCGAACGACGGCUGCGCCGCAAUGGUCGGCAGCACCGCGCUCGUCGCGCUGGUCGGCACGCGCAAAGUCUGGCUGGCGAAUUGCGGUGAUUCCCGAGCGGUGCUGUGCCGGGCAGGAAAGGCCAUCCAGCUCACGGACGACCACAAGCCUGAGCGGGAGGACGAGGCGGAGCGCGUGGAGAAGGCUGGUGGCCAGGUGCUCUACUGGAAUGGCCACCGAGUGAUGGGAGUGCUGGCCAUGUCGCGUGCGAUUGGGGAUCAUGGGCUGCGACCUUACAUCAUUCCAGAGCCGGAGGUCUCGGUUGUUUGCCGCACUGAGGACGACGACUUCCUCCUGCUAGCCAGCGACGGCCUCUGGGAUGUCAUGGCGAACCAGGAAGCGACCAACUUGUGCAUCCGCUGCAUCAAGCGAGCACGUGAGAAGGGCGCUUCUCGUAACGCGGCUGUUCGCAUCGCGGCAUCUGUUCUGACUAAGGCCGCUAUAGACCGGGGCAGCAAGGACAAUGUCACUGUGGUGAUUGUGGACUUGCGCAACGACCGACCUGGCGCCGGUGGUGCCGCAGCGCCAGCACCGAGCGAUGUGGGUGGUGUCGUAGACGCGGCGCCGGGCAGGGCCAAUUCGGCCAACGGCGUCGGGGGCGCUGUUACUGCGCCAGCGCCGGGGGCUAUCCCGGAGCGGAUGUGCACAGGAUGGGUUGAGGGAUGA
This is a messenger RNA of Volvox carteri f. nagariensis, 1137 nucleotides long. RefSeq lists its product as uncharacterized. Gene Ontology annotation, biological process: protein dephosphorylation. NCBI's taxonomy places the organism in Eukaryota, Viridiplantae, Chlorophyta, Chlorophyceae, Chlamydomonadales, Volvocaceae. The record is from RefSeq and is a predicted model, not a curated record. Gene Ontology annotation, molecular function: cation binding; protein serine/threonine phosphatase activity. Gene Ontology annotation, cellular component: cytosol; nucleus. The coding region runs from base 1 to 1137 and encodes 378 amino acids. The transcript has 7 exons.